GUUACUGCUUCUUACUGUUUUUAAUGUAUUCAGUUGAAUUGAUACAUUCUGAAUUGGUGCAGAAACCAAAGAUGGAAAGUCACAGUGACAUGAGUGAGAAAGGUGAAAGUUCGAAUAAUGUUGUAAUGGGGAGGCCUAAAGAGGAGGAUGAAAGUGAGAGCCGCAGGUCCAAUGGUGACAACUUAAAUGGCGUUGCAUCUGAAGAUGAACAGGACUCUGCUCUCAGUAAUUCAUCAAAGACAAGGAAAUACAGUAGGCAUACUGUCAACCAAAUUCUAGAGCUCGAAACUGCUUUCAAGCUGAAUCCACAUCCUAACGAAAAAGUAAGGCUAGAACUUGGAAAGAAACUGUCUAUGGACAGCAAGCAGGUGAAGUUUUGGUUCCAGAAUAGAAGAACCCAAAUGAAGUCACAAUUGGAACGCCAUGAAAAUGGAAUUCUGAAACAAGAAAAUGAUAGGCUCCGCAUAGAGCAUAUUGCAAUGCAGGAAGCCAUGAAAAAUCCAAUUUGCAAUCGUUGUCGUAAUCAGGCUAUUAUUGCUGACAUCAAUGUUGAGGAGCAUCAAACAAAGAUUGAGUAUGAACGGCUGAAAGAGGAAGUCAAGAGGAUCAGUGUCCUGGCCGACAAACUUUUGGGGCCUUUAUCAUCCUUGGAAGGAUCAAUGGCUUCCGUUAUAGCAAAUCCUGCAUUUGGACUUCCUGAGGGAAUAAAUGGCUUCGGUGGUAUAAAUUAUGCCAACGCUGCAUCACCAAUGGGGCUUAAUUUCGACAAUGGUCUGUCAAGUCCUCCACCAGUAAUAUCCACAAGCUUGGCUAAUGUAGAUGUAUCAUUUGAUAAGUCAAUGCUGAUGGAUCUUGCUUUGGCUGCGAUGAACGAGCUUCUUGGGCUGGCUGAGAUUGGUGAACCGCUUUGGGUCAGAAGCUUGGAUGGAGGUGGAGAAACAUUGAAUCUUGAGGAGUAUGCUAGAUCAUUUACACCGUGUACGGGCAUGAAACCUGGACAUUUCACAACAGAAGCAACUCGCGCGACUGGUACAGUGAUUGUCAACAGCCUAACUCUGGUGGAGACCUUAAUGGAUAUGAGUCGAUGGGUGGAGAUGUUCUCCUGCAUUGUUGGGAAAACCUCUGUUGUCGAUGUGAUUCCAGGUAGCACAUGUGGAAGCUGGAGCAGUAAUCUGCAAUUGAUUCAAACUGAAUUCCAAAUUAUUUCUGAUCUGGUUCCUGCUCGUGAAUUGAAAUUUCUCCGCUUCUGCAAGCAACACGCUGAAGGUGUCUGGGCUGUUGUGGAUGUGUCUGUUGACACAAUCCAAGAAAGUUCACAAGCUCGUGAAAUUGGGAAUUGCAGGAGGCUCCCUUCUGGUUGUAUUGUGCAAGAUAUGCCUAAUGGUUACUCUAAGGUUACUUGGAUCGAGCACAUGGAAUAUUAUGAAAAUGUAGUCCACCAUUUGUACCGCCCUCUGGUCAGGAAUGGCCUGGGGUUUGGCGCACAAAGGUGGAUGGCCACUCUGCAAAGGCAGUCUGAGUUCUUGGCGAUGCUGAUGUCUUCUGUUGACACUCCAGUUGUUUGUUCAAGUGGUCAGACAAGUAUGGCAAUGCUGGCUCAACGCAUGACAUGCAACUUUUGUGCUGGGGUUUGUGCAACCAUUCACAAGUGGGAAUCAAUCCAACAAGCAAAUGGAGAAGAUGCAAAAUUGAUGAUGAGGAAGAACAUUGGUGACCCUGGUGAGCCUAUUGGUGUGAUGUUGAGUGCUACAAAGACCAUCUGGUUGCCGGUGAAACAACAACGUUUGUUAGACUUCCUGUUGAAUGAACAAACAAGGAGUCAAUGGGAUAUUUUGUUCAAUAGUGGUCCUAUGCAACAGAUGGUCCAUAUUGCCAAGGGUCAAAAUAUUGAUAAUAGCAUCUCUCUUUUCCGUGCUAAUGGGAAUGCAAUCAGUGACAGUGAAAACAACAUGCUGAUUUUGCAAGAUACUUGCACGGACGCAACAGGAUCCCUUAUAGUAUAUGCAACAAUUGAUGCUGCAGAUAUGGAUGUGGUGAUGAAUGGAGGAGAUUCUUCUUCAGUGGCUUUCCUACCAUCUGGAAUUGCUAUAGUUCCCGACUGUUUUCAAGAUUAUUCCGGGGCCAAUAACUGCAAUGUUGGAACUUCUUGGGAGAAAGAUAAUGGCUUUAGCGGUACUGGAUCUCUAGUGACUAUCGGGUUCCAAGUAUUGGUGAAUAGCUCGCCUGCUGCAAAGCUAUCUAUGGAGUCAGUCCAAAAAGUAAAUAAUCUCAUCUCUCAUACAAUUCAUGGUAUCAAAGCUGCUUUCAAGAGCAAGUGAUACUCCAAGACUAAUUGCUUUCUGUUGGUUCAUUACUUUUUAUGUUUUGAGUCUUUGCUUCUUUUCUUUUCUUUUUUUUCCUUUUUUGGGGAAGUAUCAAACUUUAUGUGUGUCAAAUACAUAAAAAAUAAGUCAGUGCAUGUUAAGAGCUAUGUGUAAGGUUAUAGAAAAGGUUUGGAGUCAAGAACGAACCGAAGUGGAGGGUGAUGGUUCGGCAUUGACUUUGGAUGCCUCUGAAGACAAAGAGUUAGCUCUCUCUAGCUAGAUAUGUGUUUCUGUCGGAAGAUGAGACAUUGGUGUUGUUUUUUGCUCGAGUCCAUUUCAGUGUUAAUGGUAAU
Messenger RNA from Nicotiana tabacum (common tobacco), 2656 nucleotides. RefSeq names its product homeobox-leucine zipper protein HDG1-like. The record is from RefSeq and is a predicted model, not a curated record. Gene Ontology annotation, molecular function: lipid binding; DNA binding. Lineage: Eukaryota; Viridiplantae; Streptophyta; Magnoliopsida; Solanales; Solanaceae.